AGGUAUGGGGAGUGGUUUUCACUCCCUCCCCGCGUGUCUUCGAGCUCCAGAAGCGCAUGCGUUGUAAGCCCAUGUGGGAAUGGCUGAUCUGGGAUCGGGGGGUUGGGCCGCUAAACACGAGCGGACCGUUAAAGAGUGUUUUUAAUGUCCGCCAUGUUGGCCAUGGCGCACUGAGCCUGGAAUCAGGGACCGGAGCGCGCUGGAAACACACACCGAGAGAGAGCGACCGACACCCGGCCUCGCGCCUCCGCUCGCCCCGCCACCUCCACCGAGCGACCCGUGCACUGCUGGACACCGAACCGGCAUCAUCCAUGAGAACUUUAAUCGGACCAGUAGGGAACAUUAGGGGAUCGGAUAGAUUUAUGCUGCAUCUCGAAUUAUAAAGAAAAAUGAGUAAACUGUCGUUUCGGGCGCGGGCGCUGGACGCUUCCAAGCCUCUACCCGUCUUCCGCUGCGAGGACCUGCCCGACCUGCACGAAUAUGCGUCUAUUAACCGGGCAGUGCCACAGAUGCCCACGGGGAUGGAGAAAGAGGAGGAAUCGGAGCACCAUCUCCAGCGGGCCAUCUCUGCUCAGCAGGUGUACGGGGAGAAGAGGGACAACAUGGUGAUUCCCGUCCCAGAGGCCGAGAGCAACAUCGCCUACUAUGAGUCCCUCUACCCGGGGGACUUCAGGAUGCCCAAACAGCUCAUUCACAUACAGCCAUUCAGUCUUGACACAGAACAGCCAGAUUAUGACCUGGACUCUGAGGACGAGACAUUUGUAAAUAAACUGAAGAAAAAGAUGGAUGUGGGAGCCCUGCAGUUUGAAGAGAUGAUCGACCGGCUGGAGAAAGGAAGCGGACAGCAGCCGGUGUCUCUGCAGGAGGCCAAACUCUUGUUGAAGGAGGAUGAUGAGCUGAUAAAGGAGGUGUUUGAGUACUGGAGCAGGAAGAGGAAAGCAUGUCAGAGCAGCUCUCUCAUUCCUGUCGUCAAACAGGAGAAGCGUGACGGCUCCAGCACCAGUGACCCCUAUGUGGCCUUCAGGCGCAGGACGGAGAAGAUGCAGACACGAAAGAAUCGUAAGAACGAUGAAGCUUCUUAUGAGAAGAUGCUGAAGCUGCGUAGAGACCUGAGCCGAGCCGUCACCAUCCUAGAGAUGAUCAAGAGACGGGAGAAGAGCAAACGAGAGCUGCUGCACCUCACACUGGAGAUCGUAGAGAAGAGGAACAGCAUGGCUGAUUUCGGAGGAGAGGUGAUGGCUGAGGUUCUGGCUCAGAGAGCUCUGGAGAAACCAGUCAUCCCUCUGAUCCCAAUCACCAACAGCAACCAGUACAGACACACAGAGCAUGACCGGGACUACAAGAUCAAGAUGGAUAAACCAGAUGUUGUGAGGCAGAAACGGAAGUAUGAGAAGAAGGCCAAGCCAUUGCCGUUGGCAGGCUCUGCCCAUUCAGGCCCGGCAGUCUUUAACACUAAAGACCUCAAUCAGUAUGACUUUCCCAGCUCAGACGAUGAGCCCUACUCACAGAUGUUCUCUGGUUCUUCAGAGGUCGAGGAGGAGAAUGAUCCAGAUGGUGUGUUUGGGUUCAGGAGGAGAACAGGCUGUCAAUAUCAUGCUGCGCAUUCGGGACCCGUGGGCGGCUGGCCCUGGUCAGACCCUGCCGAGGGUGGGGUAGCAGAUGUGCGAUAUCGCUAUUCUCUCACCACGCUCACGGUGCCACGGCGAUGCCUGGGAUUGGCACGGCGACGAGUGGGCAGAGGGGGCAGGGUUUUAUUGGACCGAGCCGACUCUGAAUGCGAUACUGUGUAUCAUGGGCUGGACCCGGAUUCCCCCACAUUCCCAUCUUUGUCUCCCGCCCAGCAGCCCAGCACGGAUACCUCACAUACCAGCACAGAUACCUCUGCCACCUCCUCCACUUCACCGGACCUCACGAAAAUCCUGGUCAAUAUCAAAGCCUGUCGCUGGAGGCAUUUCAAGCCUCGGACGGCACCACCAGACGACCCCGACAAUCCUGAGCACUGGUCUGCACAGAGACCCCGCCGCGGCUUCCUCAUCCGCCCUAUUAGCACGCUUCAGACACGGAGAGGCCCUGGCUCCUGCACCAAACCACGUGUCCCUCCACCCACACCGGGUGAGUCCACUGAUGCCGAAUAGUUACUGAGUCUAGCU
Messenger RNA from Sinocyclocheilus grahami, 2150 nucleotides. Its product is annotated as enhancer of polycomb homolog 1-like. The record is from RefSeq and is a predicted model, not a curated record. Gene Ontology annotation, biological process: regulation of transcription by RNA polymerase II. The transcript is spliced from 10 exons. Bases 390 to 2135 code for a protein of 581 amino acids. Lineage: Eukaryota; Metazoa; Chordata; Actinopteri; Cypriniformes; Cyprinidae. Gene Ontology annotation, cellular component: NuA4 histone acetyltransferase complex.